UUGCUAAAAAUCACUACUGAAUUUAAUUCAAGUGCACCAGUUACAAGCGUAAGACUUGGCGGCACACAACGUGGAGGAAUACGUCAGAAUUCGAUAUCAUCACUUGGUGUAGCGGCUAGACGGCAACGAGCCGGUAACCGGACACUCGGCACACCGAGUUUUCUGACGCAUUCAUCACCCAUUUCCAACAGCAACAACUCUGCACGAUCUCAGCACAGUGAUGAUACUAGUGAUGGCUAUCGAACCCCUACACCGACAGUAACAUCAGAAAGUGAUGGUAACUUUCUGGAUGCGGCCUUCCUCGGCGGAUUGCCUGCAUCAAGGCCACGUGUACGACGUAUUUCGUAUCAGUCGUCCCCAGAAUGCACUCCUGAACCACCAUCGGAUAGAGAUGAAAAUCGUAACGAUCAUACAUCUGAUGCUGACGAUAAUAAUAAUGAUUCGCCAUUGAUAUCGUCACAGCGUCACCGAAGAAUUCUGAGUGGAAGUGCAACAGCGAAUCAACAUAAUGCGUCACUUCGAGGAGGAGGUAUUACGGCAAUGCGUGUUCGAUCGGCAACAUUGGGAGAGGAUCAUGAUGAUGUGAAUGACGAUGAUGAGACUGAGAAUUUAUCGGUGAUAGGCGGUAGACAGCGUCGUCGAAAACGUGUGGUGUCACUUCAGUCAACCCCAGAUGCUAGUCCAACUCGCACGAAUGCAAUCGCAAAUCAAGGACAAGUAAGUGGAGCAUCACGUUCAUCAAGUGUGGAAAUAUUGAAUGUCGAUAAUACUGUCGUGUUACCAGAUACGCCACCUUCUUCGCGCAAUGAACGACGUCGAACUACACGUCGUAACGGAAAUCGUCGUCGUAGGGGUGCUGGUGCUGGUGGUGAUGCUCUUUUAGAUGGUGGCAAUUCAACGAUUUUGGUGCAAAGUGAUGAGGAAGAAGGGCGAGAUGGAAGCAGUUCUGAUGAACAUUUUCCAGAAACACCUCCGCUGCCUCGUUUGAGAACUGGACGAUACAACAGACAAGGUGGAGCAUUGCUAAGUCAUUCACCUGAUUUUGGAGAAUGGCAGUCAAACAUGGGAUAUGGUCUCACAGGAAUAACAUCAUGGCAUGAAAGUGCCAGUUCAAACCGAACUUUGAAUAGAUCACCAUUGAGGAGUAGAAUAUUACCUGGUUCUCGAAACGUUUCAACAACAAAUCGCUCGAACACCACAAAUUCAUCGACGAAUCAAGAUGCAUCAAGAAGGAGAGCAAAUGUUGUUUCAAGCAGAAACACGAAUUCAUCGUCAACCAAUGGCACUAGUGAUGGCAUUCAUCGCAUCAGUCAAACUGGUCUUGUGGCUUUGGGACAUAACUACAGAACGUAUAGGAAUCAUGCACCGAUACUUUUGAGUGAUUCAACUGAUGAAGAGGAUCACGCUGCGAAUCAGGCGCGACGUGAUUCUAUCGAACUGCCUGUUGACGUAGGCGGAGUAGCGAAUGCAAAUGGACGNCGAGCUCGUACACAACGUUCGAAUACUUUGCUCAAUAAUGAUGGUUUAUUCGGCGACCAGCAGCAAAACACAGGAGCAGUUGGACGAAGCAGUGGGACGGCGUUGGAUUCAGAUGUGGGCAUAUUAUCCACGCAUGCAAAUGCAACUGCUGCAGUAGCAUCUAAUCCGACGAGAAAUCUGAAUUUCAAUUCAUCGCAUUACAUACGUAAUCAAGUUCUUAAUGAGGUUUCACCACGCACUCGUCAUACCAUUGAAGAGCUAUUGGCUGAUGAUGAGGAGCCAGAAUCUGGUGCUGAUCGUGUUGACCAAAGAGGAGUUGAUCGACACCCGACCUCGACAGAUUUGCCAACUGGAAGAUUACGUGCAGAACGGGCGAUCCCUCGAACUUACGGAAUGUUCAAUCUGGCCAGACCGCAACGGGCCGUGGCGAUCCGAGCGGCCGAACUGGCUCGUCGUAAUCGCAAUCUAGGCACAUCACUACUAGGAUCGUUCAUUCCGUCUUCUGAGCUGACGAAUAACUAUCGGAGAUUAGCACCAAUGAUGCGAAACGUUGAGUUGGCGUCCAGUUCAUCGGAUUCAGAUUCCUCCGCGGAUAGUAACCAUAAUGCGGUUUUGCUGGAUGGUGAUAUACAAAUUUUCGGAGACGAACAUCCAACUGAAUCUGGUGCGGCUGCAGCCCGACGUCGUCAAGAAAUGGACGAUUAUCUGUUAGCGUUGAGAAUUGCGGCCGAAAUCGACGAUGAUAUUCCAUCAAGUAGCAGUCAGGCAGCGGAUCGUCAUAAUUCCACAACAUCACGCACUCGUAACAGUCGACGUGCUUCCAACGCUGGUGGCACUCCUCGUCGAUCAGGAGAGCAGUUCCGUAAUCAACGACCCCUGGCACCGGGCGAGCACUGUGUGAUUUGUUACGAAGAAGCGCCAGAUGAACCGGUGGGAUGUCUACGCUGCAGACAAUUAAUUGGAUGUAGACGUUGUAUUCUCAAAUGGAGACGUACCAAUAAUAUCUCCGAACUUAAUAGGCGAUCACCAUUGUCAAUGGGAUGUUCAUCAGUGAAUCAUCGCAAGUGCCCACUGUGUCGUGCAGAAUGGUACGUCGAGCCAGAAAUAGCACCUUGGGAUGAACUUCGUACCGACUGA
Messenger RNA from Anisakis simplex (herring worm), 2616 nucleotides. NCBI's taxonomy places the organism in Eukaryota, Metazoa, Nematoda, Chromadorea, Rhabditida, Anisakidae. The record is from the annotation of a GenBank genome assembly.